Molecule: messenger RNA, 1613 nt
Organism: Octopus bimaculoides (California two-spot octopus)
Lineage: Eukaryota; Metazoa; Mollusca; Cephalopoda; Octopoda; Octopodidae
Source: RefSeq, a predicted model, not a curated record
CGCAAUACAAUUGAUUUCCAUUUCCUUAAUAUUUAAACCAUGUUACCUUCUUGUUUGACAUCUUCCUCAAUUAUCACUCGGUAUUAUAAUAAUAUCAAUUAUAAAAUAUUUCUGUUAUCAAACGACGUUGGCCCCAGUGAACUGUUGACAUCACAUGUCAUAUUUAUUUGUCAUCUUUUUCUAAAUUACCCGAGGAAGAUAUUAUGUAGAACAAAUAUAACUUUGUUUAUAUAAACCUAUGGUGAAUUAUUUCUUCUGAACUGAGAUUAAUAAUAACAUUUCCCUUCUUUAUUGUUAGGAAUGUUUACAAGAUGGUUUUGUAUUCUAAUUAAAUCUGGACAAAUUUGCAGUAUCUUCAGAUAUUGACAAAGAUCACAGUGGAUGGAAAUAUAGUAAAAGUCAUAUUUCAGACGAAUAACAUAUAAAAAUGAAAAAAAGUACAUCAUCACGUUUUCUCAAGAGGAGAGAAAUUAUGGAAAAUGAAUUUUGUGAGAAAUUUAAAACAGAUUCUAAAAGUAUUGCUUUUCCUGUUGAUAUAAAGAAAGAGAAAAGAAAAGUAUCAUACCACUGUGAUAUCUGUAGUAAAUCGUUCUCUCAAAAAAGCAACCUUACCACUCACAAACGUAUUCAUACAGGAGAGAAACCAUAUCACUGUGAUAUCUGUGGGACAUCAUUCUCCCUAAAUCAUCACUUAAUAACUCACAUACGUAUUCAUACAGGGGAGAAACCAUAUUGCUGUGAUAUCUGUGGUAAAUCAUUCUCUCAAAACAGUAACCUCAUAAUCCACAAGCGUAUUCAUACAGGAGAAAAACCAUAUCAUUGUGAUAUCUGUGGCAAAUCAUUCUCUCAAAGUGGGUACUUAACUACUCAUAGACUCAUUCAUACUGGAGAAAAAACAUAUCAGUGUCACGUAUGUGACAAAUCAUUCUCUGGAAGUAAUAGCUUAGCUAUACACAUACGUAUUCAUACAGGAGAGCAACCAUAUCAGUGUGAUAUCUGUGGUAAGUCAUUCUCUCAAAAUGAACAAUUAAUUAAUCACAAACGUAUUCAUACAGGUGAGAAGCCAUACCACUGUGAUAUCUGUGGUAACUCAUUCUUUCAGGGAAAGUCUUUAAUUACACACAAACGUAUUCAUACAGGAGAGAAGCCAUAUCACUGUGAUAUCUGUGGUAAAUCAUUCUCUCGGGGAAAUGUUUUAACUAUUCACAAACGCAUUCACACAGGAGAGAAGCCAUAUCGCUGUGAUGUCUGUGGUAAAUCAUUCUCUCAUAAUGAUAGCUUAACUAGUCACAAACGCAUUCAUACAGGAGUGAAACCAUAUCACUGUGAUAUCUGUGGUAAAUCAUUCUCUCAUGGAAAUACUUUAACAACUCACAAACGUAUUCACACAGGGGAAAAGCCAUAUCAUUGUGAUAUCUGUGAUAAAUCAUUCUAUGGAAGUAGUACUUUAACUAAACACAAACGCAUCCACACUGGAGAGAAACCAUAUCUCUGCGAUAUCUGUGGCAAAUCAUUCUCUCAAAAAGGUCACUUAAGUCAACAUGUAAGUAUUCAUACAGAACAGUAACUGUAUAGUGUGUACACCAAGUUGAAGUAAAUUAUAACACAGCAAA